Penicillium vulpinum is the source of this 1968-nucleotide messenger RNA. RefSeq lists its product as uncharacterized. The record is from RefSeq and is a predicted model, not a curated record. The transcript has 2 exons. Bases 1 to 1968 code for a protein of 655 amino acids. NCBI's taxonomy places the organism in Eukaryota, Fungi, Ascomycota, Eurotiomycetes, Eurotiales, Aspergillaceae.
AUGAAGCUCGCACAAUAUCUCGCACUUCUUCCACUUUGCUUGGCAAGCAGUAGCUAUUAUUUUGAUGGCUCUGCUACCAGCAAUGGAGAUGGCACUCAAUCAAGUCCCUAUAAUAGCUUGGCCUCCAUCCCGAAUCUGCCACUCUCUCCCGGCGAUAACAUUCUGCUCAAACGAGGCACCACUUUCGCUGGCCCGCUAUUGCUUAACAAAAGUGGUUCCGCGGGCUCAGUUAUCACAGUCAGUGCCUAUGGAGAUGUGUCGCAGUCGAAGCCCAUUGUUGGCGCAGGCACCGCCUUGAACUCAGUCCUGAUCCAAGGAGCUUCCUUUGUCACUGUUCAAGAUCUCAACAUCACCAAUCCAGGCGAUAAUACAACACCCCGCCGUGGUGUGUACGUGUAUGCGGCCGACGCCGGUCGAGUCCAGGAUAUUACACUACAACGUCUCUACAUUCAUGAUGUACGAGGUUGGAUGCCUUCCACAACAACUACCGGAAUUGCUACUGGGAAGUACGCGAAUGCUUCCGGUGGUAUUGUGAUUGAGGCAGCUGGUUCAACAACUCCAACUUAUUUUGAUGGCCUCGUCAUCCAAGAUAAUGAGAUCCGCUCGGUGGAUCGGCAGGGAAUCUACACCUGGACUAAUUGGUGCCAGAGAGAGGAGCUUGCCGCUUUUUGGAAAACGUUGUGCCUUAAGCCAUGGGCGGCGUCCUCUGGGUUGGUUAUUCAGAGAAAUCGUUUGUAUGAUAUUGGCGGAGAUGGAAUCGUUGUCAAGGGAAACAAUGAUGCCGAGGUCCUGAACAACACUCUUGUUGGUUUCAACCAGCGCUCCCAGUCCCCGAAUGCGGGAUUAUGGACCGCGAACAGUGUUGGCUCUGUCUUCCGAUAUAAUACUGUAUCAGGUGGAAAGACGACAAAUGAUGGAAUGUCUUAUGAUGUGGACCAUUCGACCUCGGGUACUCUUUUCGAAUACAAUGUCUCUCAUGACAAUGAAGGUGGAUUUUUCUUGUUUUGCCCUUACGAUAAGCCAACUCAAAACUUCACCAUCAGAUAUAACCUGUCCAUCAAUGACCGGGCAAGAAUCUUCCAGAUUUGCGCCGGAGCUCUCGUUGGGGGAAAGAUCUAUAAAAACACUGUUUUCAUCGGAGAUGGUCUCUCGCCCUACAUCGUUACAGAAGCCACGACCGCAACCCUCGAUGUUCAACUUACCAACAACAUCUUCAGGAAAGAAGGCUCUGGUACAGCUAAGUGGGGAUUGAGUGACACUACAUUUGCCGUGGACAACAAUGCAUUCUACGGCUCCAUCGACACUUACUCUAACGCUACCAAUUCGUUCACUGGUGCACCAGGUCUAGCCGCUCCUGGAUUGAGGGACCCGAAGGCGUACCAACUCUUGACCGGAUAUGCCACCUUGGAUUCUGCAACCACUGUACCAGGUGAUGCAGCCGUGGAUUUCUUCAAUAAUCCCACAAGCGUGCACAAGAAUCGGGGAUUCUACUCUGGUGCUGGAACAAAGAUUCCGACAUGGAUUACUCGCUUCGAUGACUCGAGUCUAUCCGGGUGGACCACCACGGGAACGGCAUCUGUUGUAGCGGACCCCUCUGGCGGGCUAGGUAAUUCGCUUUCGCUCGCUUCUGGUGCUUCAAUCACCAGACCUAUUUCCCUCACUGCUCCGUUCCGCCUUAAUUUGAGAAUUUGGACUCCCGCUGGCACUGGCACAUUGCCAUCGGUGGAAAUCCAGGGGAUUUCUAAGUCUGCUACCGUGCAAUUUGUUGCUGCUACACCCUACAGACAAGGGGAAUGGCAAAUUCUGGAAAUCGCUUUCUCGGACAGUGCUUCGACUGCUACUGUGGACGGUGAAUCUGUUACUCUGGGCUUUGCGACACAAAGUGCCACCGUUACUACUGCAUUUGUUAAGAUCAAUGGUGGAUCGACUGGUUUGAUUGUGGAUGACAUAUUUGUUACGGCUGUUUGA